This is a messenger RNA of Knipowitschia caucasica, 1566 nucleotides long. Lineage: Eukaryota; Metazoa; Chordata; Actinopteri; Gobiiformes; Gobiidae. The record is from the annotation of a GenBank genome assembly.
AUGUCGGACAUGAAGACUGAAGGCCCGCAAUGGUGGGUGCCCCAACAAGGCUGCCGUGGAGGGGACGUCGGGCGGACUGGGGGCGCCCCGGGGCCAGUCAUCCGCACCCGCGAGGCUGCAGCGCAGAGUCUGAGGGGGAAGCCAACUAACCACUCGCUGGAGGAUCACGGAGGGGGGAGGGAGAGGGUUGGCCUCCUCCUCUCGAAUCACUACCUCAGACGCAAGCCAAACCUACAGGAGCUGAAGAGUCGCAUUGCUCGGAACUCGGCUCGGCUUACUGCAGAGCAGCGUGUUGAUUUACAACACUGUGGGACGGUCCCUAACUCAACUGGAGCAUCUGGUGACUCCAAAACUCCGCACAAAGUAAAGCGGGGAAUAUCAGGAUUAGAUCUGUACGCGGAAGAUCGCAAACGGGACCCGGUCUCUGCAGCAAUGCUCACGGCUCGCUCUGACCGACUGAACGUGUUUGUUGAGGAGCUGACAGCCGUGCCUUUUGUCAACGGAGUGCUCUUCUGUAAGAUUCGCCUCAUUGACGGCGGGGACUUUGCCAUCUUGUCAUCCAGGGAGGAGGUGCAACAGAACUGCGUCAGAUGGAGCAAGAAGUUUUCAUUUAUUUGUAAAAUGAGUGCAAACACCAUCACUGGUGUGUUGGACCCCUGCAUUUGUAGAGUGUCUGUGCGCAAGGAGCUUAAAGGAGGAAAAUCCUUCUCAAAGAUUGGUUUUGCUGAUCUCAACAUUGCAGAGUUUGCUGGCUCAGGCUCUACAGUCCGCUGCUGCAUCUUGGAAGGCUACGACACCAAAAAUACCCGACAGGACAAUUCGAUUCUAAAGGUGACAAUUGGGAUGAGCCUUCUCUCCGGGGAUCCUUGCUUUAAAACGCCUUCGAGCACGGCUAAAACGUUGUCUAUAGGACGUGUGGACCAAUCCCUGCAGCUGGACUGUAAGGGGGAAACCUCUCCAAUGUCUCCUUUCGGGGGCAUUGUUGAGGGCAGUCGCCACUUCAAACCAAGACAAUCCUCAGUUCGUAGUCUAGGAAUGCCUGAGGAUGGAGACGCCACGUCCACUCAGGAGGACGGCCUCCACACUCGACAUGUUCGCAGCUCAAGUUAUGCCAGUCAACACAGCAAAAUAUCAGGCUACAGCACUGGCCACUCUCGGUCCUCCAGCCUGACUGACCUGAGCCACCAGAGAAAUGCCUCGCUGAGCAGCAGUGCUUCUUGUGGUUUGAACCAGCCCUCCACUCCCACUGAAGCGCGCAGACUGGCCUCUCCCACCAAACCUGAGCGCCCACCCCCACCCUCAGCCACUGCCCUCAGCAGGUCCUCCAGGAGGAAAAAGGUCCAAGUGGAGAAGCAGCACAGUUGUGUAGACGACACUCGAAUAGAUGCUGAUGACAUCGUGGAGAAGAUUGUCCAGAGUCAAAACUUCUCUGACUGCAGCAACAACGAAGACAGCAACUUGAGAUUAUUUGUGAGCAAAGAUGGCACCACUGCAUUGAGUGGGACUCCACUCAGCAACAGAGUGACUCCAGGUAUCUUCGAGCCGGUGGUGAUUGAGUCUCGCUGA